GCUGGGAAAGGUACAGUUUGCUGCUCUGGUGACUAUGAGAUUUCCUUGUGACCUCUUCCAAGUCGGCAAUGCACUGCAGGAGAGAGAGAACUUUCUCUGGGUCUGAAGUAAUUCAGUCCAGCCUGAUUUUUACAUGGUUUUGAAUUUCAUAAAUGGGCAUGGCGCUUCUCAGUCUGUACAGACAGACAGACACUGUAUCGGGCAGGACAUCCCUCAGUUUGUACCGACAAACAGGACGCCUCUCAGUACUCUGUACAGACAGACACACACUGGGCAGGACGCCCCUCGGUCUGUGCAGACAGACAGACACUGGGCAGGACGCCCCUGGGUCUGUGCAGACAGACACACACUGCGCAGGACGCCCCUCGGUCUGUGCAGACCCAGAAAUGAGACACCCAGCGCACGGGGUGGGGGAACUGCAAGCCGAGGACUAGCUUUAUUUCCUCUUCCUUCCUUCCUACGGGCCCCUGCCCUGCACAGGUACCUAUUCCCAGCCUUGCUGGUGGAGGGGGCCCUUGCUGGGGAGCCCGGGCCGCCCGGGUAGACUAGGCAAGUGUCCGGCCGAGGGGCGCGGGGGUGUGCGGGACGGGGCCCGUCCCUCCGCGCUGACUGCACAAUGCACCCGGCUGCGCGCGUCUCAUUGGCCCUGUGACGCCCGGAAAUUGGAACCCCAGCCCGGGCCGCGGCUCCUGCUUCUCCGGCGGCCGGAGGGGGCGACCCCUGUCCAGCAUGUGCGAGCAGCCGGCGCCGGAGACCCGGCGGCCGCCCGGCGGCAGCGACGAUGACGAAGUCUUCCUUCCUGAUGCAAACUGUACAUCACCAUCUGUUACCUUUCUGCAAGAAUUGCCUAGUUAUCGGUCCAUUUUGAGGCGGAGAACUUCUGCUGGAGGAACACAAGAUAGACGACAAAACAAUCAUGGCUUUGUGAGACCCCCUGCUGCAGAGAAAAGAAAUCUUGUAGAAGGAACAGGAGUGGAAAAUGAGGCUGUGGUUCGAUCAAUAAGAGAAUAUGCAUUAAAUAUUCCGGAGAAGAGAAGACGAAGGGACAUCCAGGAGGCUAAUGUAAAAUAUUUAUCUGGAUGGGAUCAGUGGAAGCAGACCAGAAAUAAAUCAUGGAAAAAAUUUCUAGAUGAAAUCAAGGAGCUGUCAUCUUACUUGGAACUUUGGAGAAAUGACAUUCGUAGCAUUGAGGGGAAGUUUGGCACUGGUAUCAAGUCCUAUUUCUCCUUCCUGCGUUUCCUGGUCCUGUUAAAUUUUAUAAUCUUUGUUCUGAUGUUCAGUUUUAUAACACUUCCAAGCACCAUUUCUAAAUACGGAAUUCUCAACAGUAGCUACGUUAAAGUUCCUUCAGAACGCAUAGACCUGCCAUGCAGAAAUUAUACAAUUAGUGGUACUAAAGGACUCGUUUACUUCCAUACUUACAUAAUAGAUCUGCUCUCUGGCACUGGUUUCCUUGAAAUGACGAGUCUGUUCUAUGGAUAUUACACAAUAGAUAUGGUACAGUUGAAAGUCAUUAAAUACAAUGUACCACUUGCGUACUUGCUGACUACACUUGUAUAUCUCUCAUUAAGUCUUAUCUGGAUAGUGAAAAGGUCUGUGGAAGGGUUUAAACAAAACUUGGUACGUGAGGAAGAUCAAUUUCAGAGUUACUGCAACAAAAUCUUUGCAGGCUGGGACUUCUGCAUUACAGACCUGAAUGCUUCGUGGCUGAAACAUAGUAGUUUACAAUAUGAACUAAAAACAGACUUGGCGGAAGAAAGACUAAGGCAAAAAAAAGCUGACAGGACAACAGAAGAAAAGCUGCGCAUCUACUGUCUAAGACUAUUUUUAAAUAUCUUUGUUCUUGCACUUUUGUCAGUAUGCUUUUAUUCUAUCUACAGAGCAACCAUCUACUCGCAAGAAAAUAUUUCCAAUGAUAGCAUCAAGAUGAUGUUUGAGGGUAAUCUCUUGGUGCAAUACUUGCCUUCUAUAGUGAUCACCUUGGCCAACUUUAUUGUGCCUCUGUUUUUUUCAUAUAUAAUCCAAUUGGAAGAGUAUUCACCAGCCUUUGAGAUCAGGUUAACACUGAUGCGGUGUGUCUUUGUGCGGCUGGCCAACAUUGGUGUUCUUUUGUUUUCACUGUGGAAUCGAAUCUCAUGUGGUAAUGAAAAGUGUAAGCCCUGUGGAUACAAUUACGAGCUCUACCCAUGCUGGGAAUCUCGAGUUGGGCAGGAGAUGUAUAAGCUGAUGAUUUUUGAUUUCAUAAUAAUUUUUGCUGUGGCAGUGUUUGUUAACUUUCCUAGAAAGUUGUUAGUUACCUAUUACUCUUGUAAACCAAUUCAGUGGUGCGGCCUGCAGGAAUUUGGAAUUCCUGAAAAUGUACUGGAAAUUGUUUAUGGGCAGACAAUCUGCUGGAUUGGAACCUUUUAUUCACCCGUUCUUCCUGCUAUAGCAACUGUAAAAUAUUUUAUCGUCUUUUACAUAAAAAAGAUAAGUUUGAUGCAUACGUGUAGACCUUCAAAGAGGCCUGUCAGAGCAUCAAGCUCUAAUUUCUUCUUCUUGGUGGUGCUGUUGAUUGGGCUUGUAUUGGCUUUUAUUCCUUUGGGACUCAGCAUGACAUACUUCCGCCCCUCUAAAGCGUGUGGGCCAUUCGUUAAUUUUAACAGUUCGUGGGAUGUUGUUCCACAUACAAUACAAGGGUUUCCAACAGCUCUGCAGAAGGUCCUUAAUGGUAUAGCUUCAGAAGCAUUUGCAGUGCCUUUCUUUAUGGUUAUCUGCCUUAUUAUGUUCUAUUUCAUUGCCUUGGCUGGAGCACAUAAACGGGUUGUUGAUCAGCUCAGGGAACAGUUGGUUAUGGAUUAUACCAUGUGUUAGUUACCAUGUGGGAACAAUCCACCUUUUUUCCUAGUAAAGACAAGGAGAGUCGUGACAAACUGUUCCUAAUCAGAAAGCUAACUGAAGCUCAGAAGCAUAGUUGAAAAACCUCCAAAAGGAAAUUGUGUGAGAUGGAUUUUGACUUCGAGACUUUAUAGAACCUCUAGAUACAGCAGGAACAAACAUAACAAUCCGUAGGACCUUGAAAACUGAAUCACUAACUAGGGCCCUGAUCUUUCAAACAAUUUUGUGCAUGCUUAACUUUAAGAACACAAGUAAUCCCACAGCUUCAAUAGGACUACUUGUGUUUAAAGUUAAGAAUGUGCACAGAUGUUUUCAGGAUUGGGGCCUUAACGUGUUUGUACCAUAUUAACUCUGCACAGAAACUCUCUGGUAGGACUAUUUAUGUUGUUAAGGUUUAAGAUUAUCAGUGUUUACAUUAAACCCCUAUUUUCAGGGGGGUUUAGAUUGCUGUAAAAAUGUGCUCUGAGCUGAAACUUUGCCCAGGAAGUGUCUUAGCGCAGAAACCAUUUGAAAUAUCAGUUUUUCUGUUUAUAAAUUAUGCUGUGGGAGUAGGGGGGUCGGGGGACUAUAGGAAUUCCUAAUUUUACACUUUUCCAACUAACUUCUCUUUUAAAACUGAAGUGUUGGAGGCAUCUAGGUUGCUAUGCCGAAUUAGCACAUAGGGGGAACAAAUAAAAUCUGUAUUCAUUUAAGUAGAUUUCUUAAAUAUUUUUAAUAUGUAGACUUAGAGUUUUUGCUCUGAAACAGCUAUUAUGGUCAGUCUUGUCUAUGAUUCACUGGAAAUUUGGCCCUAAGCGUUUCAGAAGCAAAAUACAAUGAAAGGAAUUUUGAGCAAACGCUGGGAACAGAUCCUCAGUUGGUGUAAAUCAGUGUAGUGAAACUGAAGUAAAUGGAGCUAAGCCAAUUUACACCAGCUGGGGAUCUGGCCCUUAUUUUAUGCCUGUAAUGUACUGUUACUCCAAUUUUGUUCUGAACAAGUUUUGAAUGUUAUAGUGCCUUUCUUGCUUAACUCUCAGGUGUACAUAUUUUAAAGCAAAUAAGUAGCAACUUUACAGUACAACAUUUGGAAACUUUAACACUCUUACAUGCCAGUACCUCUUAAAUGCACUACUUGUUUAAAAAAAAAAGCAGCAUGGAACUAUAUUUUUAUGAACGAAUAAUUUCCAAAUACUCUACCAGAUUUCAUUAUUUGAAGACUCUGCUUCCAUUGCUUAGAGUUUUCUAUAGUGCAUUGUAUGUACGUAUGCGUAUGUUACUUGAACUCUGUAGAGGAUAACUUGGAACAUAUUACACAGUAGCAAUAAGUAUUUAUGCAAGCCCUUGGUGUACUGUUAAUCUUUAAUGUGACAGAUCCUGUAUCUUUGACUGUAUAUCUUGGAAUGAUUAAUUUUUAAAAAACUAACAUGCAUUAAACAACUCUGAAUCUUA
This is a messenger RNA of Chelonia mydas (Green sea turtle), 4305 nucleotides long. RefSeq names its product transmembrane channel like 7 (gene TMC7). Gene Ontology annotation, cellular component: plasma membrane. NCBI's taxonomy places the organism in Eukaryota, Metazoa, Chordata, Testudines, Cheloniidae. The record is from RefSeq and is a predicted model, not a curated record. Gene Ontology annotation, molecular function: mechanosensitive monoatomic ion channel activity. The transcript has 17 exons. Bases 730 to 2853 code for a protein of 707 amino acids.